Anopheles coustani is the source of this 1918-nucleotide messenger RNA. RefSeq names its product probable tRNA (uracil-O(2)-)-methyltransferase. The transcript has 2 exons. Lineage: Eukaryota; Metazoa; Arthropoda; Insecta; Diptera; Culicidae. Gene Ontology annotation, biological process: tRNA methylation. The record is from RefSeq and is a predicted model, not a curated record. Gene Ontology annotation, molecular function: metal ion binding; tRNA (uridine) methyltransferase activity. The coding region runs from base 1 to 1887 and encodes 628 amino acids.
AUGUUUGAACAGGUUAUUGGUGAAACAAGUGUACGAAAAGAUUGUGUGCAUAAUUUCUGGAAAGCUGUAGAUAUUUAUCUGUUCAAAACGCACGUUGUUAAUAAGAAAUUGUUUGGUGUUAAAACUUUGGCUCUCCUGACGAUCCAACAUACCGAGAGACCAGUGUUUGAUCAUGCAUUACUGGACGAUCUCUGUGCAGUACCGCUGGAACAAUUCGUGGAUCAAACCAGGCAGAUUUUUGCCCAGAGAAAUACGCAGCUGACUGAAGAAGCUCGGGACCAUGCUUCCGUUGACCAAUUGUCGCAGAAAGGAAGUGAUGGAGUGGUUGUACUGAAUCGACUCAUUCCGAAGAACAUUGGAGCUUUUCAAACGCUGGAUGUAGUUGGACUGAUUGAUUAUGGUUCCCGCUCGGUUCUUCUAAAAUGCAGGCAAACCGGGGAAGAAAACAGUCUGUUUCCAAAAUUUGCAUUUUCGUUGCAAAUCAUCGACGACAACCUAUCGAUCCGUUAUGAAUCAGCAGAGAGCAAUGACGAACGUUCAAUAUUCUGGUUACGUGAAAUAUUGCUUGGGAGGAUGCAGAAAUGGAUGGAAUCAGCUGUGCCAACGAACGCAACCGGUGUAUCUACCUCAUCCAUCCGCUCGCUUGCGUUAGUGGACAACUUGGAAGAGUACAAUUGCCUUUUCAAUGAGCUAAAGCAAAAGUAUGGUUUGUCCAUGGUGUCCAUUUGGCCCGAGUGUACCGAUCCACAGAAGUUCGUGUUCGAGGAUAUAGCCAUUGCCGCGUAUCUGCUGAUGCUGUGGAGGAAGGAACGAACCGAAACUGGUGAACAUAUGCUGCAAUCUUUCGUUGACAUAGGCUGUGGCAAUGGCCUGCUUGUAUAUAUUCUCGCCUCUGAGGGCCACAGAGGGUACGGCAUUGACUUAAGAAAACGGAAACUUUGGGACCUCUACCCAUCUGGGGUCGUAUAUUUGCGUGAGCAAACACUUGUGCCAUCCAACUCAUCUUUGUUUCCGGACAUUGACUGGAUAAUAGGAAAUCACUCCGACGAACUUUCACCGUGGAUUCCGGUGAUUGCGGCGAGAAGUUCUUAUAGGUGCCGAUUUUUUCUACUUCCAUGCUGUGCCUACGAGUUCGAUGGGAGCAAGUAUCAACGGCAAAACUGUAACCUGAGCCAGUAUGGUGAUUUUUUGAACUAUGCGAAUCACAUAGCGGAGAUUUGUGGGUUUCGCGUGGAGACGGAUCGAUUGAGAAUCCCGAGCACCAAGCGAACGUGUCUCGUUGGAGGAUCUCGAAAUUACCCUGCAUCGGUUCAUGACGAGCAUGAUUCUAAAAUACAAGCAUUCAUUAACGAUAGAACUAAAGUUACAAAUGCAUCAGUAGAUGAGCCUUUAAAUACGGUCAACGAUACUUGGUCUUCCAGCUUUAAGCCGCGUGAAAGUACGGAAAAGGUUCGUAAUUGUACACAAGUUGAUCGUUCCGUUAUAGAUAAAAUCGUUAUGCUGGUGUUUGGCGAACUGUUGGCCAAAAGAAAAGUACUGCCCGAGUUCACCAAUGUUAACUGGAACUCUGGAGGCACGAUCACGAUUGCCAAUCUCGUCAAAACGAUACCCCAAGAACAGCUGACCGCCCUGAAGGCUGAAUGUGGUGGACUACAAACGUUGCUGAGAAAUAACCAUCAAAUAUUCCGCGUCGAAAGUGGAACGGUUCAGAUUCGAAUACCGACGAAAGUAUCGGAGAUCCCUGAUGCUGGGCUUGCUAAGAAAAUGAAAAAAGUGAAGAAUUUUAAGCCCAUCAAUUUUAAACAGAGAGUCUGUUGGUUUUUUGCCAACCAUCCGGAUGGAUGUCCGCUGGAAGAGAGGGAGUGUAGAUUUAACCACGGGAGUUAAUAUAAUAAAAGAAAUAAUUGGGUAAUGAAAA